AUGAAAAAAGUAUGCGCGUAUGUUCAACAAAAUGAUCUAUUUAUCGGAAGUUUGACAGUUGAAGAGCAUUUGAGAUUUAUGGCAAAUUUGAAAAUGGGAAGAACUCAUACGAAAAAAGAGCAAAGAUUGAGAGUUGAGCAGGUUAUUAAUGAUGUAAGUUGGAAAUUUUUGGGCUUAGCGUAAUAAAACGUGGAUUUUUUGUAGCUCGGCUUGAAAAACAGUGCAAAUUCAAUAAUUGGAACUCGAACACGAAGAGGACUUUCUGGCGGAGAGAAAAAGAGAUUGGCCUUUGCAAGUGAGGUGAGCAUUUUCAUUUCCAGCCAAAAAUCUGGAAAUAUGUGAAUUUUUGAAUCUCUAAAAUUUCACUGUUUCAGAAAAUUAGUCAAUUAUAAGUUUUUGAUAAAUUUUUCGUUCAAUUUCUCUUUUAUUUUGCCGAAAAUUAUUAUAUCGUUUCAUUGAAAUAGUGAAUUUUUGAAUAUUUAUAGUUUCGAGGAAAAUUUGCUCACAAAAUUAUUGAUUUUUUAUUUUCACAAAAAAUUCACUGUUUUAAAAAAUAUCUUUCUUAUAUACAAAGGUCAACUCGCCUUUCUCAUGUUUUCUCAGCGUUUAGAAAAUAACCUCAUAACAAAAAAAUUGAGCUAGAUUUGAAAAAUAAGGAAUUCGUAGUGACUACGAAACGACGAUUUAUCAUUUUUAUCCAUAAAAUUGAGCUAGAUUUGAAAAAUAAGGAAUUCGUAGUGACUACGAAACGACGAUUUAUCAUUUUUAUCCAUAAAAUUGAGCUAGAUUUGAAAAAUAAGGAAUUCGUAGUGACUACGAAACGACGAUUUAUCAUUUUUAUCCAUAAAAUUGAGCUAGAUUUGAAAAAUAAGGAAUUCGUAGUGACUACGAAACGACGAUUUAUCAUUUUUAUCCAUAAAAUUGAGCUAGAUUUGAAAAAUAAGGAAUUCGUAGUGACUACGAAACGACGAUUUUUCAUUUUUAUCCAUAAAAUUGAGCUAGAUUUGAAAAAUAAGGAAUUCGUAGUGACUACGAAACGACGAUUUAUCAUUUUUAUCCAUAAAAUUGAGCUAGAUUUGAAAAAUAAGGAAUUCGUAGUGACUACGAAACGACGAUUUAUCAUUUUUAUCCAUAAAAUUGAGCUAGAUUUGAAAAAUAAGGAAUUCGUAGUGACUACGAAACGACGAUUUAUCAUUUUUAUCCAUAAAAUUUAGCUAGAUUUGAAAAAUAAGGAAUUCGUAGUGACUACGAAACGACGAUUUAUCAUUUUUAUCCAUAAAAUUGAGCUAGAUUUGAAAAAUAAGGAAUUCGUAGUGACUACGAAACGACGAUUUAUCAUUUUUAUCCAUAAAAUUGAGCUAGAUUUGAAAAAUAAGGAAUUCGUAGUGACUACGAAACGACGAUUUAUCAUUUUUAUCCAUAAAAUUGAGCUAGAUUUGAAAAAUAAGGAAUUCGUAGUGACUACGAAACGACGAUUUAUCAUUUUUAUCCAUAAAAUUGAGCUAGAUUUGAAAAAUAAGGAAUUCGUAGUGACUACGAAACGACGAUUUAUCAUUUUUAUCCAUAAAAUUGAGCUAGAUUUGAAAAAUAAGGAAUUCGUAGUGACUAUGAAACGACGAUUUAUCAUUUUUAUCCAUAAAAUUGAGCUAGAUUUGAAAAAUAAGGAAUUCGUAGUGACUAUGAAACGACGAUUUAUCAUUUUUAUCCAUAAAAUUGAGCUAGAUUUGAAAAAUAAGGAAUUCGUAGUGACUACGAAACGACGAUUUAUCAUUUUUAUCCAUAAAAUUGAGCUAGAUUUGAAAAAUAAGGAAUUCGUAGUGACUACGAAACGACGAUUUAUCAUUUUUAUCCAUAAAAUUGAGCUAGAUUUGAAAAAUAAGGAAUUCGUAGUGACUACGAACACACAUAAAAUAGGUCCCCGAGUCAGUUUUUAAAGUUAGGGUCCCUCCUUGAAAAUGUUCCAAAGUUAAACACCUGCCUCACAUUUUUGAGCGAAUUUUGGUAAAUUAUCAGCAGAAAAUUGGCCAAGUUAGGCACCCUUCUCUUCAGAUUUUUGAAAAAAGUUAAGCCCCUCACCCCGAUUCAGGGGACCCAUUUCAUGUAUGACUACGAAACGACGAUUUAUCAUUUUUAUCCAUAAAAUUGAGCUAGAUUUGAAAAAUAAGGAAUUCGUAGUGACUACGAAACGACGUUUUAUCAUUUUUAUCCAUAAAAUUGAGCUAGAUUUGAAAAAUAAGGAAUUCGUAGUGACUACGAAACGACGAUUUAUCAUUUUUAUCCAUAAAAUUGAGCUAGAUUUGAAAAAUAAGGAAUUCGUAGUGACUAUGAAACGACGAUUUAUCAUUUUUAUCCAUAAAAUUGAGCUAGAUUUGAAAAAUAAGGAAUUCGUAGUGACUACGAAACGACGAUUUAUCAUUUUUAUCCAUAAAAUUGAGCUAGAUUUGAAAAAUAAGGAAUUCGUAGUGACUACGAAACGACGAUUUAUCAUUUUUAUCCAUAAAAUUGAGCUAGAUUUGAAAAAUAAGGAAUUCGUAGUGACUAUGAAACGACGAUUUAUCAUUUUUAUCCAUAAAAUUGAGCUAGAUUUGAAAAAUAAGGAAUUCGUAGUGACUACGAAACGACGAUUUAUCAUUUUUAUCCAUAAAAUUGAGCUAGAUUUGAAAAAUAAGGAAUUCGUAGUGACUACGAAACGACGAUUUAUCAUUUUUAUCCAUAAAAUUGAGCUAGAUUUGAAAAAUAAGGAAUUCGUAGUGACUACGAACACACAUAAAAUAGGUCCCCGAGUCAGUUUUUAAAGUUAGGGUCCCUCCUUGAAAAUGUUCCAAAGUUAAACACCUGCCUCACAUUUUUGAGCGAAUUUUGGUAAAUUAUCAGCAGAAAAUUGGCCAAGUUAGGCACCCUUCUCUUCAGAUUUUUGAAAAAGUUAAGCCCCUCACCCCGAUUCAGGGGACCCAUUUCAUGUAUGACUACGAAACGACGAUUUAUCAUUUUUAUCCAUAAAAUUGAGCUAGAUUUGAAAAAUAAGGAAUUCGUAGUGACUACGAAACGACGUUUUAUCAUUUUUAUCCAUAAAGUUGAGCUAGAUUUGAAAAAUAAGGAAUUCGUAGUGACUACGAAACGACGAUUUAUCAUUUUUAUCCAUAAAAUUGAGCUAGAUUUGAAAAAUAAGGAAUUCGUAGUGACUACGAAACGACGAUUUAUCAUUUUUAUCCAUAAAAUUGAGCUAGAUUUGAAAAAUAAGGAAUUCGUAGUGACUACGAAACGACGUUUUAUCAUUUUUAUCCAUAAAAUUGAGCUAGAUUUGAAAAAUAAGGAAUUCGUAGUGACUACGAAACGACGAUUUAUCAUUUUUAUCCAUAAAAUUGAGCUAGAUUUGAAAAAUAAGGAAUUCGUAGUGACUACGAAACGACGUUUUAUCAUUUUUAUCCAUAAAAUUGAGCUAGAUUUGAAAAAUAAGGAAUUCGUAGUGACUACGAAACGACGUUUUAUCAUUUUUAUCCAUAAAAUUGAGCUAGAUUUGAAAAAUAAGGAAUUCGUAGUGACUACGAAACGACGAUUUAUCAUUUUUAUCCAUAAAAUUGAGCUAGAUUUGAAAAAUAAGGAAUUCGUAGUGACUACGAAACGACGAUUUAUCAUUUUUAUCCAUAAAAUUGAGCUAGAUUUGAAAAAUAAGGAAUUCGUAGUGACUACGAAACGACGAUUUAUCAUUUUUAUCCAUAAAAUUGAGCUAGAUUUGAAAAAUAAGGAAUUCGUAGUGACUACGAAACGACGAUUUAUCAUUUUUAUCCAUAAAAUUGAGCUAGAUUUGAAAAAUAAGGAAUUCGUAGUGACUACGAAACGACGAUUUAUCAUUUUUAUCCAUAAAAUUGAGCUAGAUUUGAAAAAUAAGGAAUUCGUAGUGACUACGAAACGACGAUUUAUCAUUUUUAUCCAUAAAAUUGAGCUAGAUUUGAAAAAUAAGGAAUUCGUAGUGACUACGAAACGACGAUUUAUCAUUUUUAUCCAUAAAAUUGAGCUAGAUUUGAAAAAUAAGGAAUUCGUAGUGACUACGAAACGACGAUUUAUCAUUUUUAUCCAUAAAAUUGAGCUAGAUUUGAAAAAUAAGGAAUUCGUAGUGACUACGAAACGACGAUUUAUCAUUUUUAUCCAUAAAAUUGAGCUAGAUUUGAAAAAUAAGGAAUUCGUAGUGACUACGAAACGACGAUUUAUCAUUUUUAUCCAUAAAAUUGAGCUAGAUUUGAAAAAUAAGGAAUUCGUAGUGACUACGAAACGACGAUUUAUCAUUUUUAUCCAUAAAAUUGAGCUAGAUUUGAAAAAUAAGGAAUUCGUAGUGACUACGAAACGACGUUUUAUCAUUUUUAUCCAUAAAAUUGAGCUAGAUUUGAAAAAUCAAAAAAAAUCUAUUUUUCAGAUUCUCACAAGUCCACCAAUUCUAAUCUGCGAUGAGCCAACUUCUGGACUCGACGCAUUUUUGGCCUAUCAAGUGAUUUGUGUUCUCAAAAAUUUGGCCAAAAAACAAGGAAUGACUAUUUUGUUGACAAUUCAUCAACCGUCUUCACAAGUCUUUCAACUUUUUGAUAGGUAAGGUGGUUUUGGGCGGUUGGGAAAAUUAAAAUUUUUGAAUUAAAAUUUGAUUCUGUCCGAAAUUUUCCUCAGAUUGAAAAAAAUCGAAAUCUAAAAAUUUCUGAAAUAAAAAGAAAUCUUGAGAAAAGUCUCAAAAAUUAUAUUUUUGAAAAAAAUUACUGUUUCAAAAUUGUUUUUUAAGUAAAAAACUAUGAUGCCAAAUUGUUACCACGUCUGUAAAAAAUCUGUAAAAAAUCUAAAUUUCAAGCAUUAUUUCCGAAAGAAUUGGAAAUCUGGAAAUAGACUUGCUGAAAAUUGUCUUGCUGAGAAUUUCUAGCAAAAAAAAUCUUGAAAAAAAAUCCCAAAUAUUUUGUUUUUGAAAAAUCCACUGUUUCAAAAUUGUUUUUAAGUGACAAACUAUGGUGCCAAAUUGUUUCCUUGUCUUUAAUCUGUAAAAAUCUAAAUUUCAAGCAUUAUUUCCAAAAGAAUUGAAAAUCUGAAAAUAGACUUGCUGAAAAUUUCUGAAACGAAAAAUCUUGAGAAAAAUCCCGAAAAUUUUAUUUUUGAAAAAUUCACUGUUUCAAAUGUUUUUUAUUAUACAAUUUCUGAAUUCAAAAUUAAUCCAAUAUCGUUAAAUUUCCCAAUUUUUCCAGCAUUUACAUAAUGGUAAAUGGAAAAGUGGCCUUCUGUGGUUCCCAAAUCGAAGCCGAAAACUUAUGGAAAGAUUUGAAAAUUGGAGUUCCUCUGAAUUUCAACCCAUGCGAUCAUUAUUUGGCCACUUUAUCAUCACAAAAAACAUCAUUAGAUAGAAGACAAAUUCUAGAAAUUUGUGAUAGUUUUGAAAAAUCGGAAAAUGGGAUGAAGAUUUGGAAAGAGGCUACUGGAAGAUUGUCGUGUGAGUUUUUUUGGGUUUUGGUGAAACAGUGGAUUUUUUUUUAUAAAGAAAUGUGUCUUUAAAAAUUCUUUUGAACCUUGAAACAGUAGAUUUUUAGAGAAAUAGGGGUUAAACACAGAUUGAAAAUCAAUUUUUAUUUUUUAAAUUAAAAUUUCUUUGAAACAGUAGAUUUUUGAAGAAAUCUGACAAUUUCAACUUUUGGCUGUAAAACUGCGAGAAAAAGCCCUGAAAACAAUAGAUUUCUGGAAAAAAUUAGAUUUUUCAUGAAAUUCUAACGGAAAAUAUGAUAAUUUUCUUUGAAGUUUCCAAUUUUCUUGAAACAGUGAAAUUUUGAAGAUUGAAAAUUUUGAUGUAAACCUCCAAGAUAAAGCCUCGAAAAUUUUAAAUUUGUCGAAUUAAAAUAUCUUGAAACAGUAUUUUUUGGAGAAAAGUUUGAUUUUUUAUAAAAAUUGUAAAGAAAUCAAAAAUAAUUAUGAAGUUUCUCUUUAAUAAUUUUUUGAAACAGUGAAAUUUUCAAAAAUUUCUAUAUCCAGAAUUUUUUGAAAUUCAAAAAAAAUUUGAAACAGUCAUUUUUUUGCAGCCGAAGUCUACAGUGAAUCCAGCAGUGACACGUGGCGUCGAAGAUACGAUAGUUUGCAGGAGAAAAAAUUCCCGUCAACAUUUUUCCAACAAUUGCGAGCGUUGACUUGGAGAGCCGGAAAAACUGUUAUCCGAGAGCCAACUUUGCUGCAAGUUCAGAUAACUCAAAGUGUGGUGGGUUUUUUUUGGUUUUGAUCUCUAAAAUACUGUGCUAAUGCAAUGUUGGCUGAAAUUGUGCAAAUGUUUUUUAAUGAAAAUUCCUAGAAAAAAUAGGUUUCAAAAUUAUGGCAAAAUCAAACAUUUGAAUAGAUUUUCGUUUUUGAUUCUGUACUUCAAUCAAAAAUCGCCUAGAAAUCCAAGUAGCCGCUCCUUGAGAACGUAUUUAUCUAGGAGCAGCGCCUACAGAUCCUCCCUGACAAGCAGUCGUCCCUUGAGAGCGUAUUCUUACAGUAGCAGCGCCUUGAGAGCCUAGUUAUCAAGCAGCCGCGCCUAGAGAGCGCAUAUGUCAAGCAGGCACUCUUUGAGAGCCUAGUUAUCAAGCAGCUGCGCCUAGAAACCCUAGUUCUCAAGAAGCGGCGCCUUGAGAGCCUAGUUCUGAAGUAGCAUCGCCUCAAGAACCUAAUUGUCUAGGACUCACGCCUACAGGCCCUCGCUGUCAAGGAGCCGCGCCUUGGGAUUCACUAGGAAACACAGCCGUCCCUUGAGAGCCUAGUUCUCAAGUAGCCUAAGUCUAGAAGUUCUAGUUUCUCAAGUAACAUCUGUAAACUCUAAAACCUCCAAAAAAUCUCAAUUUUCUUCCAGAUAAUUGCUCUACUAACCGGUCUAAUCUACACCAAUAACACACCAAUCACCCAACAAAAAAUCAUGUCAAUAAACGGCUCAUUAUACCAAAUGGUCACAAAUAUGGCAUUUAUGUUUCAAUUCUCAGUUGUUCAUCAUUUCUGCUUCGAAAUCGAGACGUUCUACAGAGAAACUAGCAGUGGAUUAUAUCGCGUUAGCGCAUAUUUCCUGGCCAAGAAUUUAGCCGAACUUCCCAGCUACACGAUUUGUGCAGUCAUUUUUACAUCGAUUUUAUAUUGGAUGUCAGGAUUGAUCCCGAUUUGGCAAGUAUUUUUGAUCUAUGUUUUGGUGGGAUUUUUGGUGCAAAAUAUCGCGAUAUCGAUUGGCUAUCUGUUUUCGUGCAUAUUUGGAAGUGUGAAUUUGGCGGUGGCAAUUAUGCCGAUUUUUGUUGUUCCGAUGAUGGCGAUGGGCGGGUUUUUUAUCAAUCAAGACAGUUUGCCGGUAUUCUUCAGACCUCUCAAGUAUUUGUCGUAUUUUGGAUAUGGUUAUGAGGCGGUUGCGAUUGGACAAUGGAAAAAUGUGGGAAAUAUUGAUGGUGAGUGAUUUUUGGAGGGAAAAAGACGUCGAAAAUUAAGUUCCAAAAAUCGACGAAAAUAUUUCAUUGAAUUUUGAAACAGUAAAUUUUUAUAUAAAAAAAUUUACAAAAACAUUUCUUAGAAUUUUUUAAAUCUAAAUUCUAGUAAUUUAAUUUUAUUGUCUUCCAAAAUAAUUAACUGUUUCAAAAUUCUUUGAAAUUUUUUUUUACUUUUUCUAGUUUAAUAAAUCGCUCUUUGACAUGGGAAUUUUUCUUCCACAAAAUAUACACAAAAAAAUCAUUGUUUCAAUUUUUCAAAAUUAUUUUAGUUAGGUUUUGAAAUUUAGUUUCAGAGGUUAUCUUCCUUCACAUAAUACCAGCAGAAAAUGAUUAAAAAUAAUACCAAAAUGUUUUUAGGCCGAAAUUCUUGGUUAUUUUUUCUCCCAAAAAUUACUGUUUCAAAAUUUUUGAAAUAAUUUUUUUGAUUUUUCAAGUUUGAUUUCGCAGCUAUUUCAUUUCUCACGAUUUUUUCCAGCAUUUUUAAAAGAAAAAAUUGAGGAAUUUUGAACAACAAAAAAAAUUAAAUGAAUAUACUAAAAUUUCACUGUUUCAAAAAUUUUUGAAUGAUUUUUUCUUUUUCUAAAAUUUGAUUCGCUAUUGGUUGUUUUAGUUUCCAAAUACUUUCUGAUUUUAAAAAUAUUUCGGUAGUUCUGAUCGCCAAACAUCUAACGAAAAUUUCACGAAUAAAAUAUGUUUCAAAUUUUUUCUAAAUCAUUUUUCUCGUUCUGAAAUUUAAUCCCAUGCAUUCAUUGAAUUCUAAUGAAUUUAAUUUCUCAAAAUGUUGGUAUAUGAAGCACCAAAAACUUCUCACUGUUUCAAAAAUUUUUGAAUCGAAGUCUGAAGUUUUGAAACUUUGAUAAUCGUUUUUUUAUGCUACCAAAACUAAAGAAAGAACGAAAAAAAAUAAGAGUAUGUGUCAACUGCCCGCAAACACCAAAAUGCGCAAGCUUGGCGCGAAAUACGCGCUGUGUUUCCUGAGGACUAGAAAUUCAAAAUUUAUGAGUUUCAGAGACAAUUUUAAAAAUGAAAUUUUCUGAAAGGUUUUAAUUUCUAGACUCGCCGAUAGGAAAACGCGUAACCUAUUCACCCUUGUGAUUCUCUGUUUUUGACCUUUGUAAUUUAGUUCCAUUUUUAAAAAACUGUUUUCGAGAAAUACGGAAUUUCCACGUGGCAUUUUGAGCCAAAAUGCCAAUGUGCAGAAUUUCAACUCGCAAUUUAGCGGGAAAAUCACCGAAUUCAUACGUGGCAUUUUAAUCGAGACAAACAACGGAUCUCAUAGAGGAUUUUUUGACUCAACAUAGAGAUAAAGAUUAACGUGGAAUUUAAAACAAAACUCCAGUUUCUCGGCUUUUCUGCGAGAAUCUGGGGUUAUUGGAUAUUUGUGGAAUUUAGAAAAAAAAACUAAAGCAAAAACCUGCUUCUUGGCUUUUCCGCAAGAAGUUGGCAACAUAAAAUAAUUGAAAAAUUAGAAAUCCUCGGCAUUUUUGUGAUGUUCGAUGACCGCUUUUGCUCUGAAAAACAUCAAAUUGUUCUAUUUCUGAAAAUUCCAAGUUUCUGGUGAAAAAAAAUGCAAUUUUGGACAUAGCUUCCGCAUUCCAUCUGAAAUUCCAAUUGAAUAAAUUUUCAAUUAAAAUUCCAGAACUUUUUAUUUUUUGGUUAGAAAAACUUACCGAAAACUUCAGAGGCUUUGAUUUUUGUUGUUUUGUGCUUCAGUCGGGUUUUCCAUGGUUUUCGAGUUUGUUUCUGAAAUAGUUAUGAUUUUUCAUGGAAAUACCGUUUUUUCCCUCAUUAAAAAUACCAAAUUUCCCUCUCCCUUGAAUAAUUCCACGUUUUCUUUUCAUUGAAAAGCGAACCUCGAUCUCUCCCUUCACAGUUUUUCCAACCAAAUCAAGUCGACAAAAUCGAGAGUAUAACCAAAAAGUGACUUAAGGUAACUCAUGUCGAGGUUCCUGACAAUUGCAAUGGCUAAUGCUCAACUUAAGAAGCUUUACUAUCCAGAGUUAGGCUAAGUUGAGCUGUACUUUACUCCAGGAGAGACACGUGGAUUUGUUCGAAAAGGGAAAUGAAUUCGGGGAGCCCCAAGAGAAAAAAACUCAUCUGCCAUUUUGUUUCUCGCCGAAAAUUUGAAAUAACUGAAAAAUUAUCGUUGAAAUGACAUUUGCCACGACAAAUUUCACGUUCACGCAAAAAUAUAUUAUUUUUUCUCUCUGCUUUUUUGUGUUUUUUUUUGUUGACAGAAAAAAAUGAACGAGAUACGCUAAAUGUUUUUUUGUGGCAUAUCAAAAUUAAAUUUCUUUUUGCAAAGUUUUAAAGCUUGCGCGUAAUGUCUGAUGUUUACACACAUUUCUCCUUCGAUCAUUUUUUUUUCAAAAUGAAACUAUAGUCCCCAGAAAAUUCUAGAAAAUAGAGUAGCGCGUAUUUGGCGCCAAGAUUGCGCGUAGGAUUUGGUGUUUGCGGGCAGUCGGUGUUAACACACUCUUAAUUUUUCCGUUCUUUCUUUGGGAUUUAGAAAAAAGAAACUUUCUCCCCUCCCAGAUUUUAGAAAUUUAAAACACAUGGGAACCUGAGAAUCUCUCCAAUAUCACUUUUCAGAUGGAUAAUACUGGUUGGAAAAAUGAAUCAAAAAAUUGUACUGUUUCAAAAAAUGUUGAAUUAUUUCUUUGAGUGUAGAAGUUUGAUAUAUCUUCAUUGUUGAUGAUUCAUGGAACUUUUCUCCCAAAAUAGUAUACAGAAACAUGUACUGUUUCAAAAACUUCUUGAAAUAUUUUUCUGAAUUUUCAAGUUCGAUAGGUACUCGUUUUGUUUGCAAAAUAAUUUUUCAAAAUUCUUGAAAACCAGAUUUCUAGGAAUUUUUCUCUCAAAAUUGUACCAAAAAAUUCACUGUUUCAAAUAUAUUUUUAAAAAAUUUUUCAAAUUUUCAGUUUGCUUGUUUGCUCAUACACCUUACACAUGACUUUGAAAAAUACUGUUCUAAAAUUUUUUGAAAGCCAAAAUUCAGUGUAUUUUGAUCUCGAAAGUUAUCCAAAAUUCUAGGAAUUUCAAUGUUUUUUCUACAAAAAAAUUUACUGUUUCAAAACUUUUUGAAAUAAAUUUUGUUGAAUUAUCAAUGAUAUGAUACUCGAUUUUCGAUGUCUAAAAAUUUGAAGAAAAAAUGUCAGAACGCGAAUAUUUGAUUCUGAAAUUUCCACUGUUUCAAGAUUUUUUGAAAAAAAAAGUCUAGGAAUUUUAAGCCAUUCUUUCUCGCUAAAAAUUCACUGUUUCAAAAAGUUUCGAAAUAUUUUUCUAAAUUUUCAAAUUUGAUGCAUUCAGUUCGGCAGACACCAAAUAUAUUGUUUUUUCCAGGCUGCUCCACCCUCAACUCAACAAUUUGCCUCGAAAACGGCCCGGCAGUCUUGGAAAAUUUGAGCUUCUCCCAAAAUCAUUUAUAUUUUGACCUGAUUAUUAUGAUCGGAAUGUUGGUCAUUUUCAGAUUUUUAGCAUUUUUAGCCCUUUUGAUUCGUGUCAAGACACGAAAUUAG
Caenorhabditis angaria is the source of this 10969-nucleotide messenger RNA. The record is from the annotation of a GenBank genome assembly. Lineage: Eukaryota; Metazoa; Nematoda; Chromadorea; Rhabditida; Rhabditidae.